Messenger RNA from Rotaria socialis, 734 nucleotides. Lineage: Eukaryota; Metazoa; Rotifera; Eurotatoria; Philodinida; Philodinidae. The record is from the annotation of a GenBank genome assembly.
AUGGCAUAUGAAUCGCACAAAGCAAUAUGGUGGUAUACACGUGAGUCAUUUUUGUAUCGCCUGAUGAAUAAGGCAUUGCGUGUACGAAACACGGAAUUAAUUUUUCUAUUUCGAACUGUUAUUCGAGAUAUAUACGAACAAUUGGUUGUUCAUCAAUGUCAAAAGCGUGUCAUUGUAUAUCGUGGUCAAAUUUUAUCGAUAAUGGAAUAUAAAAAGUUAGAAAAAUCAUGUGGAUCAAUAAUUUCAUUGAAUUCAUUUUUAUCGACAUCAUUAAAUCGUAGAAUAGCCGAAAGAUUUGUUCAAAAAAAUAUGCAUUUAUGUGCAUCGGGUGAUUAUGUAGUUGUUAUUUUUGAAAUUGAAGCUGAUCCUAGUGUAGUUGGUACGAUGAAGAAUGGGAAAAAUCGCCGACCAUUUGCACAAAUUGAUGAACUAAGUUAUUAUGGAGAAGAAUCAGAAGUAUUAUUUAUGCUUGGUUCUAUAUUUCGAUUGAAUGAGAUUAUUUCUCAUAAUCAAUCAUCAUCAUUAUCAGUUGAUGGAACAAUGUCAACAAUAAUCAUUCGAAUGACAUUAUGUAGUGAUGAUGAUGACAAUGAUCUCAAACAACUGUAUGAUCAUCACAUGAAGAACGAAUACGACAGAGAGGAAACGAAUCUUCUCUCUCUUGGUGAUGUGUUAAGAAACAUGGGAAAAUUCGAUUUGGCCGAAAAGUACUAUCGUCGAUGGUUGAGCGAACU